ACGGACGUCCUAUUCAUAUUAAUUUAAUUCCGUUGUAACACCCUCCACAAGAAUGGAAUCAAACAUGUCUGAACAGUUCGUUGAAAUUGACAAUUUCGGCCUUGAGUUGUUGGAAAAUGUUGAUAUGACGAUGGAACCUCAACACAGCCAUGAAGAAGUCAGCAGCCAGGAAGUUUUAAUCCUCAUUGAAAAGGUGAUUCUAGAGAUAGUCACCAGUCUGUCCAAAGAUGAAGCUCCAGUUUUGGUCCUACCCAACCGAUCCAGCUGGGCCAAUGUAAGUUUUGACAACGCCGUUGGCCUUCAAAUGACUUCAGGAAGUUCUGUCACCACAGUUCGGAGCAACUGUUCCUCGUCUGUCACUAAAUUUGGGCACAUUCUCAAGGUUCUAUCCACCAUCUACAAACUUGUGCAGAGCAACGUAUAUGCCACAAAAAGGGACAUCUAUUACAACGACACACAGCUUUUUGGUUCACAGAGGACUGUCGAUUCCAUUGUGGAUGACAUCUCCUGCAUGCUCAAGGUUCCACGCAGAAGACUACAUGUGCUAGCUACGUCCAAGGGCUUCAUCUCAGGUGAUCUGUGUUACCUGGAGGAGGACAGCACCAAGGUGGACUGCCACUCCAACUCCACUGCUACUCCAGUCUCUUCUAAUGUUGGCGGAAUCAGGAACAUUGUGUCAUCUGCUAAGUUUGUUUUGAUAGUGGAGAAGGAUGCUACCUUCCAGAAACUGCUCGAUUAUGACUUUUGCACCAAGUUAUGUCCUUGCAUCAUGAUCACAGGUAAAGGUGUCCCAGAUGUGAACAGCAGGCUGAUGGUGAGAAAGCUUUGGGAUACCCUGCACAUCCCUAUAUUUGCUCUGGUGGAUGCUGACCCUUACGGCAUUGAGAUUAUGUGCAUCUACAAGUACGGAUCAGUGGCCAUGUCAUUUGAGGCCCACAGUCUGACCGUCCCCAGCGUUAUGUGGCUAGGCCUCCUCCCCUCUGACCUCCAGAGAUUGAGAGUACCUGAGGAUGCUCUGAUCCCCCUCACACAGAGAGACCAGAAUAAACUGACCAGCCUGCUGAAGAGACCCUACCUGGCCUGCCAACCUGCCUGGCAGAAAGAGAUGGAAAUGAUGCAACGGAGCAAGGUGAAAGCUGAGAUCCAGUCCCUGGCCUCCAUAGCCCCUGAUUUCCUCAGCCGCGUCUACCUGCCAAACAAGCUGCGCUACGGGGGCUGGAUAUGAUCACACACUGCCCCUCUGUGGAUGGUGGGAUGUGGGAUUUGAUAUGCCUGGAUUCAAGCA
Molecule: messenger RNA, 1285 nt
Organism: Oncorhynchus masou masou (cherry salmon)
Lineage: Eukaryota; Metazoa; Chordata; Actinopteri; Salmoniformes; Salmonidae
Gene: spo11
Product: SPO11 initiator of meiotic double stranded breaks
Exons: 13
Coding region: 53-1225 (390 amino acids)
Biological process (GO): meiotic DNA double-strand break formation; reciprocal meiotic recombination; meiotic DNA double-strand break processing
Cellular component (GO): nuclear chromosome
Molecular function (GO): DNA binding; DNA topoisomerase type II (double strand cut, ATP-hydrolyzing) activity; ATP binding
Source: RefSeq, a predicted model, not a curated record